AUGGGAGAUGACAAUGAAAAACAUGAUCAGAAAGAAUCACCCCUUAUUCAAAAACUCCGCUGGGGACAUAUAGAAGUCAAAGGAUUUUCUUCUGGUAAAGAUUUCAAACUUUUUCCAGGCGGCGCUGAAGAAUGGGAUUGGAAUAAAACAAAUACUCGUCAUGUUCCAGGCAUUCAACGAGAAGAUGUCGAAUACUUAAUAGAAAAAGGAGCAAAAUAUAUUGUACUAUCAAAAGGCAUGCAAGAUAAAUUAGAGACAUCUAAAGAAACAUUAGAUUUUUUCGAAAAGAAUAAUAUGAAAUUAGGUGUUGAUUAUUAUAUUGAAGGAACUCGAGAAGCAUGUGAACAUUAUAAUCGUUUGGUUGAAGAAAACAAACCUGUUGGUGCAUUAUUACAUUCAACAUGUUAA
Rotaria sp. Silwood2 is the source of this 408-nucleotide messenger RNA. NCBI's taxonomy places the organism in Eukaryota, Metazoa, Rotifera, Eurotatoria, Philodinida, Philodinidae. The record is from the annotation of a GenBank genome assembly.